Molecule: messenger RNA, 1819 nt
Organism: Lactuca virosa
Lineage: Eukaryota; Viridiplantae; Streptophyta; Magnoliopsida; Asterales; Asteraceae
Source: the annotation of a GenBank genome assembly
AAAAAAAAAAAACAUCCAUACUUAUGGAGACAUUUUAUAUAAUUUUUUCCAUCAUUGCCAUUAUAUGGAUUAGCAAAGCUACCUUAGGAAAAACCAGAAAUUUACCACCAAUGCCCUUCCCAUGCUUACCCAUAUUGGGGCAUCUUUACCUAGUUAGAAGCCCUCUCUACCGAGCCUUAGGUAAACUCUCCGCCCGUCAUGGUCCGAUGCUCAUGCUUCAGUUCGGCACCCGUCGGGCUUUCUUAGUUUCUUCCCCGGAGGCGGUGGAGGAAUGCCUCACCACCAACGACGUUGCUUUUGCCAACCGACCCCUUCUGCUUGCCGGAAAACACCUUGGGUAUGACUACACCACCCUUGCUUGGUCAAGCUAUGGUAGUCACUGGCGUAACCUCCGCCGUAUCGCCUCCCUUGAGCUUUUGUCAGCUCACCGGCUACAAACCCUUAACGAGAUUCGUGCGGAGGAGGUGCGGCUCAUGGCUAAGAAGGUGUACCAGAAGGCGGUAAGGGAUGGAACGGUGGAGAUGAAGUCGGUGUUUUUUGAGCUUAUGUUGAAUGUGAUGAUGAUGAUGAUUGCAGGGAAGAGGUAUUAUGGUGAUUCGGUGGCAGACGUGGAGGAGGGACGGCGGUUUAAGGAGAUUGUGAAGGAGACGUUUGUGGUGAUGGAGACGACGAAUGUGUCGGACUAUUUGCCGUGGUGGAAGUGGGUGGGAGGGAGACGGUUGGAGAAGAAAAUGGUGGCUUUAAAGGAAAAGAGAAAUGGGUUUAUGCAAGGUUUGUUAGAAGAGCUGAGAAGAAAAAUGGCGGUGGUGGCGGAGGGUGGUAGAUCGGAAGAGAAGAAGAGUUUGAUUGAAGUUCUCUUGAUUUUGCAAGAAACAGAACCUGAAAAUUAUAAGGAUGAAGUCAUUAAAGGAUUAAUGCAGGUACUACUGUCAGCAGGAACCGAUACCUCGAGUGGAGCAAUGGAAUGGAUGCUAUCGCUUUUGUUAAACAACCCCGAAACCCUAAAGAAAGCUCAGACUGAGAUCGACAAGUGUGUUGGGGAAGAUCGUCUUGUUAACGAAUCAGACAUAUCAAACCUUCCUUAUCUUCGUUGCAUUAUGAACGAAACCAUGCGAAUGUACCCACCUGGUCCACUCGUGUUCCAUGAAUCUGCAACGGAUUGUACAGUCGGUGGGUAUCACAUCCCAAGUGGUACAAUGUUGUUGAUGAACUUGUGGGCGAUGCAAAACGACCCAAAGAACUGGGAAAACCCUAAGAAGUUUAAACCAGAGAGAUUUGAAGGGUUAGAAGGUUCGAAAGAUGGGUAUAAGCUAAUGCCCUUUGGGUCAGGAAGGAGGAGGUGUCCUGCAGAAAACUUAGCAUUGCGUAUGGUGGGAUUGGCAUUGGGGUACGCUUAUUCAGUGCUUUGAGUGGGAAAGAACAAGCAAUGAGAUGAUUGAUAUGACAGAAGGAAAGGGGUUGACCAUGCCAAGAGCUAAACCCUUGGUGGCAAAGUGUCAGCCUCGUGAAAAGAUGGCAAAACUGCUAUCUCAGAUUUGAAGAAAAUAACGAUUGAUCAAUGCACAUUCUAGUGGAAUUCUUUGUUAAUUGGGUUAAUCGUUUAUUUAUCGGGUACGGGUGUCGAUCACAGUUCGGUAGUUAAGGGUCCCGGGUCAAUUUUCUGAUGAAGUUUACGUUAGCAUAUCCACAAAUAAUAAACAAGCAAAAUAAGAAAGUUUAACAUGUUCAUAAGGGAGACCGAUUCUUGUGGGGUUUCAUGCCAUAUCUUCUUGACUUUAGGAGUAAGUUUGGAAACGUGAUAUAUUUUCUGAGUAGUAGU